Molecule: messenger RNA, 1141 nt
Organism: Propithecus coquereli (Coquerel's sifaka)
Lineage: Eukaryota; Metazoa; Chordata; Mammalia; Primates; Indriidae
Gene: SPATA46
Product: chromosome unknown open reading frame, human C1orf111
Exons: 3
Coding region: 218-1057 (279 amino acids)
Biological process (GO): fertilization
Cellular component (GO): nuclear membrane
Source: RefSeq, a predicted model, not a curated record
UCAACACAGAAAAACAAAAAGAGGACAAACAGACAGCGUCACUAUCAUCUCUCUGCUAUACAGUUCCUUCUCUCUGGGUACUCUCAGUCAGGGCAGGCCACGGAGGAGUGACAGGGCAAAAAAAAAAUCUUUCAAAUUUUUAAUCUUGCUUGCGACAGACUCCAUCAGUCUUUCCGAGGGGUAACCUAGCUGGGGAGUGGAAUCAUGUGACCUUGUGAUGUCAACUGCGCUCAGAAUGUUUAUAUCGUCUGGACAACCCAGCCGGCCUCCUGGGGGCAGGUGUGCGAUCUCCAUGUCCUGCAGUGGUCAGAAGAUGGAGAACUUCUCACUCCUCAGCAUCUCUGGACCUCGAAUCUCCUCCUCUGCCCUGAGCACUUUUCCUGACAUUCUGUCCUCACGUGCCACCAGCUUGCCAGACAUUGCAAAGACAGCGCUACCCACUGAGGCAUCCAGCCCAGCUCAGGCCCUGCCACCCCAGUACCAAAGCAGCGCUCUCCGGCACAGGGUGCACAACACAGCGCUCGCACCAGACUGCACCUUGGGGGACGCCCAGAGCGGGGAGCAGCUGCGGCGGAACUGCACCAUCUACAGGCCCUGGUUCUCCCCCUACAGCUACUUCGUGUGCGCAGACAGAGAGCGCCACCUGGAGGCCUACAGCUUCCCAGAGGUGCAGCGGGACGAGGGCAGGGGGGACAACUGCCUUCCCGAGGACAUGGCUGAGAGCAUCUGCUCGUCCUCUUCCUCCCCAGAGAACACUUGCCCCCGAGAAGCCACCAAGAAAUCCCGGCACAGCCUGGACUCCACAGACUACAUCACAUCCCAGGACAUCAUAGCGGCCUCCAAGUGGCACCUGGCACAGCAGACCGGCUACAAGUGCGCGGCCUGCUGCCGCAUGUACCCCACCCUGCACUCCCUCAAGAGCCACAUCGAGGGGGGCUUCAAGGAGGGCUUCAGCUGCAAGGUGUACUACCGCAAGCUCAAAACCCUCUGGGCCCGGGAGCAGAAGGCCUGGCCCGGGGACAGGCUCUCCUCAGGCAGCUGCCAGGCCUGCAAGUAGUCCUGCUCACACCUCAGGUAAACAGGGGCGAAACCUACGUAUGUCUCUAGAGAGAUGCCAAUAAAUCGAAGUUAGUCACAGCCU